AUGGCUACCGAUACUCCCUCUCCACCUCCUACUGCCUCACAUGAAGAAGAAGAAGAUAACAUCAACCAGCAACCGCCUACUCAGCAGGAGUUGGUUCUGUCAUCGCCGUCACCAAUCGAAGACGUGGAUCAGCACCAGCAAUUUGAAAACUCAAAUUCACCUUAUUCGCCGCGGACGUCCGUCGCAAAAUCGGAAAAGCCUGUCGACCGCGAACAUCCACCACCUGAAGACGUCGAAGAUGAACAGGAACAGGAACCGGUUCCGACUUCACCUCCACCGCAAGACAAAAUGCUCGGCCGUCAGCAGCCUUCGCCACCACCGUCGCCUUCCUCCUUCUUACAACCGUCACCACCACCGCCACCUCCACCGCCACCCACAGAACCUGAAUAUCCACCGGAAAACCUUAGCCCUGGCCAUGAAUCUCCUAUUUCAAAGCAAUCACCAUCACCACCAAAGCGAGACGAAGACCCCGUGCAAAGCCCUAAUUAUCGUGAAACCCCUUACCCAAACCCUAACCCUAACUCGGAUCAUGAGUCUCCGUCUCCGUCUUCACCAGCAACACUCCAAGGAAACCCUAGCCCUAAACCACACGAAUCACCUAAAGACCCCUCUCCGUCGCCACCACCGACCGCCGCAUCACCAUUAUCACCACCACUCCUCCAAGCGGUUGCCAGCUCUUCACCGAUUAAACAACAAAUCUUACCCUGGACCCACCAGGAAACUGCAAACCUGAUCCAAGCUUACCAAGAGAAAUGGUACUCUUUAAAAAAGGGUCCCCUUAAGGCCAGCCAAUGGGAAGAAGUAGCCAUCACGGUGGCUGCACGCUGUGGCUACGACGAGCCCACCAAAACCGCCAAACAGUGCCGCCACAAAAUAGAAAAGCUUCGUAAGCGUUACCGUUCAGAGAGGGGCAAACCUAGGUCCAAAGCCACCGCUUGGAAUUUCUUCAAACUCAUGGACAACCUGGAAAAAGGACCUUUACCAAUUUCAUCGUCACUGCCCUCUAUGGAAUUAGUCGAGUACCAGAAACCAAGCAACUCUAAUGGCAAAAAGAGGAAGAACAACGAUGAUGGUGACAAGAUGCUCGGUUUUCAGAUGGAGGAAGAAGAAGAUGAUAGUAAUGAAGAAGAUGAAGACACUGAAGAAGGGGUAGCAGCACAAUUGGCGGCUGAAAUAAAGGGGUUUGCUGAAAAGUUUGUAAAAAUAGAGAACAAGAAGAUUGAGAUGAUAAAAGAUGUUGAGAGAUACAGAUUGGAGAUGGAGAAUAAGAGAAUGGAAAUGAUACUUGAAUCACAACAGAUGCUUGUAGAGACUGUAAACAAAGCUUUUGGUAGAUCUCAUAAACCACACAAGCUUUCUGCAAAUUAA
Messenger RNA from Lactuca virosa, 1368 nucleotides. The record is from the annotation of a GenBank genome assembly. Lineage: Eukaryota; Viridiplantae; Streptophyta; Magnoliopsida; Asterales; Asteraceae.